CCUCGAAGUUUCUAGUGUCUUCUCUGACGAAACGAAGUCCCUUCUCCCUUCAUAAUACGGAAUGACAGUCAAUGGACCUUUUUCCUGUAACCCCUCCUUGCUGUAACGUCGCGAGUGCCUGUGCUUGACGCGUCAAAAUGAACGUCCACGAAGUGCACGCUUUGACACGCCACCAGCAAGAACUGAUCAAGGUGCGCGAGAUCUCGAGGCACGCGGACUCGUUGGAGCGAAUCCACGAGGAACAGAUGCGGAGGGUCUACGACGCCCUUGACAAGAGAAUGAAAUGUGCCAAACGCUGGGGCGCUGUUGUAACCAAGAUCAAUGAGAUUAAGCAGAGCACAUCUACUGCUGAUAUGGCGAAACAGAUCGCCAGCCUCGUCGCUAGCGAGCGAGAGGAAGAUAACAAGCCGGAGCCAGCGCGAACGUCAGAAGACGAGACAGUCCCUGCCGCCAUUUCGAUAGUCGAGACGCUGAUCUCGCCAUCGGCUCCCCAGCAUGUGUUCUCACUCUCCACAAAGGCAGCAGGAGAUGGCGGCGUGUCGCCACAUGCCACUCCUAACCUGGAUCGUCAAUCCCUGAAAGUGUCGUUCAGUUCGCCCCUCUCGAUCGAGCAUCCAAUUACUCCGAAUUCAGCUUAUCCACCGACCUUGAAAUCGCCGAGCAUCCACCACCUCAACGCCCUUCUUCGGCGUCCCGCUUCCUCGGAUAUCUCCAGCUCUGAUGAUUCAGACGAUUUGACAGAUCUCAAUUCUGAUCUUGAUGACGAUGGCAUACUUCCUCCUAUUACUCCCUUGAGCCUAUCCCCAUCUAUUAAGCCACGGAAUCUCCCUCAGGAGAAUGUGCGAGAAGACAACCCCAUUCAACAAGAUGAAAGCACUCUGAAAGCGACAUAUACUGAUGUCAAAGGCACCAUCCAACAGCUUGUGCCACAACCCAUCAACGCGCAGCCUUUCACUUUAGCAGAGGUUGGGAUCCUGUCCAAGCCUGUCGCUCGCGCACUUGGAGCAAGAAAAACAUUGUUAACGGACAUGCUCGCGAAAUACAGAACGCUCAAACAGGAGACACCGGAAGAUGAUGUCCUGGAACUCAGCGAUUAUGAUAGCAACGACGAUGCGUCGUCUUAUGCUGAUUCACUGGAUGACGAGGAUGUUGAUGCCACAUUUGAGGUACCUGAUGCAAAGGAAUUUCUGGGAGGAAUAGGGAAUCCAAACCGUAUUAGGGGAGUCCGCCGCAUUCCCUCGAUGAAGGAGAUUGUUGUGUGAACCAGUGUGUUGUGAGACCGCCAUCUAUUUGUACAUAUACAGUGAUCCAAAGCAAUCGUUGCUGUUUUGCUCUGC
Molecule: messenger RNA, 1337 nt
Organism: Cantharellus anzutake
Lineage: Eukaryota; Fungi; Basidiomycota; Agaricomycetes; Cantharellales; Hydnaceae
Exons: 3
Coding region: 138-1262 (374 amino acids)
Source: RefSeq, a predicted model, not a curated record